Molecule: messenger RNA, 1870 nt
Organism: Sorghum bicolor (sorghum)
Lineage: Eukaryota; Viridiplantae; Streptophyta; Magnoliopsida; Poales; Poaceae
Product: rhomboid-like protein 14, mitochondrial
Exons: 2
Coding region: 307-1341 (344 amino acids)
Cellular component (GO): membrane
Molecular function (GO): serine-type endopeptidase activity
Source: RefSeq, a predicted model, not a curated record
AAAACAAGAUGUUCUUUUUCAUAAAAAAACAAAUUAGAUGUACUGUAUAGAGAGCGAAUUGGGGGCGAGCGGAGCGGCGCGGCUAGACAGCCAGAGCCGAGAGUCAUCCGGAAGGUUCGAUCGCCUUGCCGCCAUCCAUCCCUUCCCUUGCGCCCGAAGAAAGAACACGAAGAUUCCCCCAACUGAUUCAUCCAAAAAUAAAAGGACUUGGGUACCCGCAAGGCGAUAGGAAGCCAGUUGAAUUUCUAGUAGUGUUUGCGUGUGAAGGCAGCUGCAGCUUUAGUUCCUCGAUCGGCGGUCUCGGAGAUGGGGUCCGGCAUGAGCCGUGGCCGGCGGCGCAGCUUCGGUGCCGGGGCGUCGGGAGGGAUGCUGCCACUGCUGGCGCUUCAGGUUCUCAUCGAGUACGGCCGCGCGGGCGCCUCCCGGCCGCCCGUGACGGCGGCGUUGCUCGCCGCCAACGCGCUCAUCUACCUCCGCCCCGGCGCGCUCGACGGGAUCCUGCCCUCGCUCACGCGCGUCUCCUUCAACCCGUGGCUCAUCAUCGAGUAUGGUGACCUGGUGCGCUUCUUCUUGUCACCAUUCUACCACCUGAGUGAAAGCCACCUCUUUUACAACAUGACGUCGCUCCUAUGGAAGGGCAUUCAGCUUGAAACAUCCAUGGGUAGUGUCGAGUUUGCUUCCAUGGUUGCUGCAUUGCUUGGCCUGUCACAGGGUAUCACGCUGCUCUUGUCCAAAGGCUUGCUCUUGCUUGGUGAUUAUACUGCGUACUACAAUCAGUACGCUGUUGGAUUCUCUGGUGUUCUGUUUGCCAUGAAGGUUGUACUGAACGCCUGGUCAGAAGACUUUGUCUAUCUGCAUGGGAUGGUUAUUCCAGCGAAAUAUGCAGCCUGGGCUGAGUUGAUCCUCAUUCAGGUUUUCAUUCCUGGGACAUCUUUUCUUGGCCAUCUUAGUGGAAUACUUGCUGGAUUGGUUUAUCUUUGGCUGAAGCGUGCAUUAAAUGGGCCAGAUCCGGUCACUCUUCUGAUGUCAAGCAUUGCAAAAGUCGUGACCUGGCCAGUAAGAUUUGCUCAGAAUCUUCUAUGGUCUGCCCAUUCACAGGGACGCUUUACAGGUCGGGGCAGGGUUGGGCGACGGCAAUCAGCAAGAGAUGCUCCUCGACGGUUAUGGAGAUGCUCAACCUGCACCUAUGACAAUUCAGCUUCCACAGAUAUAUGUGAGAUGUGCAACACUGCACGAGAGGACAAUGCUUUUUCACAGAGACAGGAUCAUCAAGCUGGUGGUAAUGGAGAACUCUCAGUCAAUGAGAUACGCCGAAGGAGGCUGCAAAGAUUUGACAGAUGAUGUAAAUCAUUGUUAUCAGCGCACACAUUGCACCAUGCUAAACAAAGGUCUAUGUAUGUAUGAUACUUGCAUUCCUCUAAUAGAUAGUGCAGGCACAUUUGGUUCUUCUCAUGAUGAGGAAUGUUUACAUAAUUGAAUUUGUCCUCAUUUUUUGAAGGAGACUGUUACUGAUAUAAUUUUAGGUUGUUCAAAGCCUUGGAAGUAAGCAAUUAUUGCCUAAUAAUACAAAUUAUCCCAGGGCACGUCGAAGAAAAAGUGUCAGCAUAUGUGUCACCUUUUAUAAGAGUAUACUAGAAAACUCUGGGCACGGCGUUGCCGCACGUUUCUGAGCUCGCGAGUAUAUUUUUCCAGGUUUAGGCUAGCGUUGAGGGUCUAACCAAGCUGCCUGUUGUACCUUCCAUGUACCAACAACUUUGCUGUGAUGAAGGAGAAUUGCGGUGGUGAUUCACUUGCUCUGGCACUUCAUGUAUGCUAGAUUUGAGUAGACCCAUGCAGAUAAAAGAGAAGCAGAUGCAAGUGUCCUGGUAUU